AUGAACGAUCCAAUGAUGGAGUUGCCACUGGUGAUUAAUAGUCUAAUGGCCACAGAUUCGACGUAUAUUGACCAACUUCCAAUAAGAGAAUAUUUCACCGAAGACGUCGAAUUUCGGCAUCCGUUGGUCGUGGUGAACAGUGACGCGAAUUCUCGGGAGAAUAUGUUAUCGUUAUACAAGUUUUCAAAAGGUCUUACGUGGAGUAAUCGUAUUGAAGUGCAUCAAGUUUGGUUUCACGAGGCAAAAAAGAUUGGCUUGGUACAAUUCACACAACACAUUCAACCAUUAUUAUUUCCAUACUUGAAUGUCACAAUGAAAACAAUCGCACAACUAGAAUUCCGCCUCACAAAAGACGGCAGAAAAUGGUUAAUUUCGCGUCUCGAAGAUGUGAUUCCAAAUGAAGAUCUAUUGAAUGCGGUGAUCCCACAUUCGCGUCCUUUCGUAAAUUAUUUUAAGGCGUUGGGAGGACUGGCUGCUGUUGGAGUUGGUAGCAUUUUUGAAAAAGUUGGGUGGUGUUAA
Molecule: messenger RNA, 519 nt
Organism: Ambispora gerdemannii
Lineage: Eukaryota; Fungi; Glomeromycota; Glomeromycetes; Archaeosporales; Ambisporaceae
Source: the annotation of a GenBank genome assembly